Messenger RNA from Protopterus annectens (West African lungfish), 3222 nucleotides. RefSeq names its product eva-1 homolog C (gene EVA1C). NCBI's taxonomy places the organism in Eukaryota, Metazoa, Chordata, Ceratodontiformes, Protopteridae. The record is from RefSeq and is a predicted model, not a curated record. Gene Ontology annotation, molecular function: carbohydrate binding; heparin binding. Bases 496 to 1806 code for a protein of 436 amino acids. Gene Ontology annotation, cellular component: extracellular region. The transcript has 8 exons.
AAAUCAAAGGCUGCAUGCUGCUGGGACAAGGAAGGGGUGUGGCGGGAUUGUUUCCCAAUCGAUGCAAUCUGGAGGUCCCCCCACAGUCAUAGGAGCAGCAGCAGUACUGGCGUGAGAGGCGGAAAUGUCCGCUUAGAUAAUGGAAAGGAUAUACAUGUGCGUCUACAUUCAGGGUGGCUUCAACAAACGCACCUUCAUCAUUCCCUUUUGCCUAGUGAAGACGAUGGCAUUGCUGAACUUCUUAAAACCGCAGACGUCACAUUUUAAAACUGGCAGCAAGUGCUUCAUAUUUAAAUAGCUGUAGUUUAACAUGUUCCUUUGCUGUUUUUGGAUGUUGGAGACCUCUCUCUUUUACACAUCAUUUCUUUAUAACCCAACUGCCGUGGAUUUUGAAUAAUAGCAACAAAGUGAAGAGAUGAGCCACACGUUUUUCCAAAGCACUUUUUUCCGGGUGGGUAGAAUUAUGUGACUUGCUCGGGUGUGCAGAUCCACAUCAUGCCUGAGCUGGAUGGGUGUCACAACAACAGAAAUAUUUUUCCGGUGUUCAUCCUCUGUGGAAUGUACUUUGUGUUGAUAUUCUGCACCAAAGAGCUCAGUGGUUUAAGUUUCUCAGGUUACUUGACAAGACUGUUACAGAAUCAUACUGAUCAUGCAUGUGAUGGUGACCAUAUAACCCUUCAGUGCCCCCGACAUUCGACAAUAAGCAUACAGUCAGCAUUUUAUGGGAGUGGUGCAUACAGUUUUGAACGGUGCCCUAAACAACAGCUUGGAAUAGUUGGAAAGGAGAGCUGGAACUGCCUGGCUGAUACCACCCUACAGAAAGUCACAGAUGAGUGUCAGAACCAGAGAGCCUGCCAGCUUCUUGUGAACAGCCACCUUUUUGGACCUGACCCCUGUCCAGACCUUACAAAAUACCUUCUUGUCUCCUAUAAAUGUAAACCUACCGAGUACAAAACCAAAAUGGCCUGUGAAGGUACAGAGUUCAAGCUAAGGUGUAAAGAGUCCAGGCUAAUAGUCAUCUAUUCUGCAACUUAUGGCAGCUCGAUGCAGGAUGAGGCGAUCUGUACUUCAUUAUCCAGUCGCAUGCCUCAGUUUGAUUGCUUUUCAUACGCUGCCCUGGAUAUAAUUUCAAAGGCAUGUUCCAGGAAACAGAGCUGUCAGGUCAUGGUGAACAGUUCACAGUUUAGAAGCCCUUGUCUACCCGGAAUACAGAAAUAUCUUAAUGUUAGUUAUUCAUGCGUGCCAGAGGUAUUACUUAAAGAAGUGGAUCGUGCUCUUAACUCAUCAACCCCAGAACCGGAUCUGUGGGAGGAUGAUGAUGGUUUCUUUUUGUGUUUAACAGUCGAUAUUAAAGUGGACCCUAAAGGAUCACAGCUUCUAGAAAAAGAAGACAUGAUUGUUACCAGUAUACUAGCUACAUAUGCAUACAUCAAAGAUCACCAGGAGAAAGCUGCCUUGGUUUUUAUUUCAGGUGUCUGCAUUGGCUUAGCCUUCACUGUGUGUGCCCUAGUUAUUCACAUGUCCUGCAAAGGAGACAUCCGGAAGCUCAGACAGAAAAAGGAACCCCUUACUCCAGAGUCUGACAAUAAAAAUAGUGAGACAGAGAGUGGUACUGAUGAGUCAUCUGCGUCUGACUUUUCAGAUGAAAUGACUGGUUUAUACAGGAUUUCAUAUUCUGUUUAUGACCUAGCAGAAGCAGCUGAUAUGGCUGAAAGAAUAGAGCGUCGUGAACAGAUCAUGCAAGAAAUCUGGAUGAAUGGAGGACCAGAUACUUCUGUCUUACAGACUAUGAACCACUAUUACUGAACGGGUGAUAUGUGUUUACUUAGCAUGGCACACUAAAUUCUCAUGUGCCUCGUGAUAUAUGCCUUCUGUGAAGGAAUUUGAUAAGCUUCCAAUAUAAUGAGUUUAUAUAAAUCACCAUAUUUUUUAAACAUGACUGGAAUGGUUCAUAAAGCUUAUAACCCCAAAAUGAGAUCAGGGAAGAAUUUGAUAAACAAAGUUCAUAUUUUUAUUUAGUGUUGGCAGUUAAGUAUUUUUAGUAACAUGCACCAAUGUGUAGUCCUUCUUUUUCUUCUUAGCCUUUAUAAGAAAAAAGUAACAAUACUUUCAAUAUGAAGACUUAAACAGUGAAAUCAAAUGUAAGCCACAAUGUAUUUUCACAAGCUACUAAAUUUUGUAAUAUUUAAAAUGAGCUAUGAGUCUCUUGAAAGGAAAUUUUCAUAUUAAACUAAUAUAGGCAUUUUGCACAAGAUAAUUCCUAAGUCACUAUUCUAAAGCAAACGUUUGUUUCAAGAAAUUCAUAAAGCUAAAUAUCUGGUGAUAUUUCCUGAUAUUUCCAUUUAAAAAUAUUACAUGUAAAAGCAUAUAAAGUAGGCAUGUACUGGUAUGAUAAUAUAAGUAGUAGAUCUUCUCUACAGUAAAUGCUACUUUAUAUGGGUUAUCAAACAUAAUCUGUAUACCAUCUUCAGUAAUACUGAACUUGACUGUUGCUGUUAUUUCACCAAUGUGUUUACAUUUUCUUCACAUGUUAUUCAUUUUUUGAUGUAAUGUAGUUUGCAGUGGAGCUGACACUUCUAACCAAGCAUUAGCUGCAACCGAUUUCAAGGAUUCUUCUUACCUUUUGCUGUCCACCAGUUACUGUCAUACUUGUUUGAAUGGUCAAACAAUACAUGAAAAAUGUGUGUUCAAUGUAAUUUUUAAACACCAGAAUACCUAAUUGAUAUGUGUACUGUGCAUUCUUCAUUAUGUUUUGACAGAAUCUGUUCACAGCAGUGAUAAUUUGAUUAGCUAAUCUUGCUGGUUAAUGUGAGCCGUGUGCACCUUUGAAAGACCUCUAAAUCAUCUCAUAGGUGACUGCCAGACACAAAGUAGCAGCACUUAUAUAUUGUUAACAGCAAGCAAGGUAACAUUUCUGCAGAAGGGAUGGUCAUUUUUCUCACUCACAUAGAUGUGAGGAAUUCUGUCAAACAAAUUACAUAUUUUGUUGAUUUGUAAAUCCUUCUGUAUAAAUAAUUGGAUCAUUUUGUAAUCACAACAAAAUUCUGGGUUUGAUUCCUAAAUAUCAGUGUUUUAAUGUACCCUGUAUAAGCUUAAGUUAUGUGGCAUACAGUUAUAAAAUAUUGAUGUUUAUGCAGUGGUUGCAUAUCUGGGAUGCAUUCCUUAUGCAGCAGGUUUCAUUUGUCAGAUUGUCAUGCAGUAAUAAAGAAACAGAAAGAAUGA